UAUGUUUUAAAUAUGUUCCAUAUAUCCCUUUUUUCCAGAGCACUUUAAACAUCAAACCACAUCAAACUUGAAUUUUACAUUAAAAAUAAUUUUUUAUUAUUUUUAUUGUUUUUUUUUUUUUUACUGAAGAAGACAUCCGACUUGCAAGUCAUGUCGCCAGCAUGUAUGUUAAAAGUUAGAAAGCAACUGGCGGGCCGGAUUCAAACGCUUAGUGGGCCACAUGUGGCCCCCGUGCCGUAGUUUGCCCACCCCUUGCCCUAGCAACUAGCCGGAACUACAUACUUUCCUCCACAACAAAAACCAACCACAACCGGGCCAAUGAGAAGUUGAUGCACUACACUGCUACACGGGAUCUUAUUACUGUCAUUAAAUGUAAUAAAUAUAAAUGUAUAUCUAAUGAUGAUAAUGACAAUACUACCGUUACUCCUGGUAUCUAUUAACGGUAGCCGCAAAGUCAUCGCUCUCAUCAUAAUGGCUAUAAAGGUUGUAGUGUCUGUGGAAGGCCUUCUUCUUGUACCCGUGUUCUUUCUGACUGUUAUGCAUGCCAAUAAUCCCAUGUGUGUGUGCUGUGACAAGCUAGUCAAUGAUUACUAGUAUUUGAGUCGCUGGCCAGAAAAGCGAAGAAGAGGCCAUUUGGAAGGAGAUGCUCCAGUAGAAGUGGAGCCUGGCUGAUUUCCUGACUCAGGUGUCCGAACUCCUUGCAGCCAUGUUGAAGCGGAGGCUCUUCAGGGUGACCAAUUCCCUGGUGAGAGAGUGCAUGGCCGAGUUUUUGGGGACUUUUGUCUUGCUGCUCUUUGGCUGCUCGGCGGCAGCGCAGGUAAAGACCAGCAGGGAGACCAAAGGCCAGUUUUUGUCGGUCAACAUGUCUUUCUCAGUGGGCGUGAUGUCGGCCAUGUACCUGACCAAAGGCAUCACAGGCGCCCAUCUGAACCCGGCCGUUACCCUGAGUUUCUGUGUGUUGGGCCAGGCGCCAUGGAGUCGGCUGCUGCCAUACUGGCUCUCACAGGUGCUGGGAGCGUAUGUGGCCUCAGGACUGGUCUACUCGGUCUAUUAUGAUGCCAUCAUGGAGUUUAGUGGAGGUAACCUGACUGUAUAUGGAGCCAAUGAGACGGCGUCAAUAUUCGCCACAUAUCCCUCUGCGUACGUCACCUUGGGGCGGACCUUCCUUGACCAGGUGGUGGGCACCGGCAUGCUGAUGUUAUGCAUCCUGUGUCUGGAUGAGAAGAGGAACACUCCCGCUCCCGCCCAGCUGAUUCCUCCCAUCGUGGCCGUGAUCGUGCUGGGCAUCUCCAUGUCCAUGUCAGGCAACUGCGGCGCCGCCAUCAAUCCCGCUCGCGAUCUCGGACCUCGGCUUUUUACCCUGACGGCAGGCUGGGGCACUGAAGUCUUCACGUGUUACAACUACUGGUUCUGGGUACCCGUGGUGGCCCCCCUGAUCGGGGGUGUUCUGGGAUCUGUUCUAUAUGUAAUCUUCAUCCACUGGCACCUCCCUGACUCCGAAGCCCCCACAGACGAGGACACGCCCUCCACGCUCGAUGACGGCGUCAAGCAGCCUGCCAGCAAACCCCUGAUGGGAUUUGAACUGAAGACGGCGUCAUUCUGACUCUUUUUUACCACACUUUUUUUUAUAUCUUUGACGUGAGCUGAAGGGACAGUCAGAGGGGGGGCAGCUCGUGUGGGAAGGACUUUUUGGUUUUUAUAUUUAUUUGUAUGCUGCGUCUCUAUGGACGCAAAAAAAAAAAAUUUCUUAACAUUAUCAAAUAAAAACUAAUUAAUAACAUUUGAAAAUAAUGAUUAUUAAAAAUGAGACUUAUUGGCCCUUCUUGUUUAAAAUAAGUAAACAUAAUAAAGUAUUGUUUUAUUUUUAAAAAAAUAGAUAAAAAAUCAAAUUUGAAUCAAUUAUUAUUGUAUCUUGCCCCUGAUACGUAAAAUAUAACAAAUUUUCCUAAAUUAUUGAAUUAAAAAUAUGUGUUAAUUAUUAAAAUAUACAAAAUAUUAUGAUUAAUUAUAUUUUUAUUUUUUUUAUAUUGAAAAAUGACAAUGAAACGAAAAAAUAUUAUGCCAACAUGUCUAGUAGUUUAAUGCAAUUAUGAAAUAAUAUUAACAUUAUGCUAUGAUAUGAAAUUAGGAUCUGAAUACAUUUGUUAUUUUUGUUAUUGCUAAAGUUAAAUAUGUAAUUAUUUCUUAUGGCUGCUAAAGUUAAAUAUGUAAUUAUUUCUUAAAUUACUGAAGUAAAAUUAUGAUAAAUUCAGAACUAAUGUUAUGUUCUGUUCUGUAUGUCAUGUUAUUAUGAAUUAUGUUUGAACACAAAACGUAAUGUGUUUUCAUCAUACAUUUUCAUAAAAAUAUGUAGAAAAGAAUAAUUGAGAUAUGAAACAAUAACAUAAUUUUUUAUAAAUUAUGUUAAUAUUAUGUUACAAUUGCAGGCUACUUCAGUAUAUGUUGGAUAACAUUUCUUCUUAAAUUAAUUGUGUUAACAUUUAUUAGAACUUGUAUGUGUACUUCUAUUAUUGUAUUGCUUAUUAAGAAAUAUACAAAUAUGGAAUGAAAUCCUUUGUUAAAAAUGAAAUUAUGAAACAAAAAUCCAAAGAAAUGUUUUGCCAAACAUUGAAAUGCUCAUGUUAGCUCUACUUCCGGCCAUUCUGUGUUUGU
This is a messenger RNA of Doryrhamphus excisus (bluestripe pipefish), 2652 nucleotides long. It is a transcript of the gene aqp10a, whose product is annotated as aquaporin 10a. Gene Ontology annotation, biological process: water transport; glycerol transmembrane transport. The record is from RefSeq and is a predicted model, not a curated record. Gene Ontology annotation, cellular component: basolateral plasma membrane; plasma membrane. Lineage: Eukaryota; Metazoa; Chordata; Actinopteri; Syngnathiformes; Syngnathidae. Gene Ontology annotation, molecular function: water channel activity; glycerol channel activity; urea transmembrane transporter activity.